AUCUAAGCUGAACCUAAAAACUCACCCUGCCAAACUAUGUCCAUUGCCUUUACCACUCAAUUUAUCCAAGAUUUUGUAGGAGAAUUCCACUCUAGAAGGUUGCUGCUGCCAAACCCCGAAAACCACCACAAUUCUUCACAUCCUUACACUACUGCUAACAUCACCUUCGAUGGAAACCUUGUUGUUAUGGUUCUGUGGUUCCUCUUGUGUGCCUUAAUUUGCUCACUUGGAGUGAAGUCCAUCAUUAAGUGUACAUCUAGGUGCUUGUGUUUAUUGACCUCAGAAUCCGGAGGCAGCAGCACCACUGCCUUAGCUAACACAGGGGUCAAGCCAAAAGCAUUGAAUACCUUUCCAACAGUAAACUACUCCGAUGAGUUGAAACUGUCAGGGUUGGACUCUGAGUGUGUGAUAUGUCUCUCGGAUUUCGCACCGGGUGACCGGGUGCGGCUUCUACCCAAGUGCAACCAUGGGUUCCACGUCCGUUGCAUAGAUAAGUGGCUAAGCUCCCAUUCAUCAUGCCCUAAAUGUCGACACUGCCUCAUCGAGACAUGCCAAAAGAUUGUGGGGUGUAGAGAGGCAAGCUCGCCAGAACCACCUUCUUCACUGCAACAAACCAUUCUGACCAUACGACCCAUAGCUCCUGAAUCUUUCAUACAUAGCUAUAGGUCAAUUAGCUUAGCUUAGAUUAGCCCUUUUUCUGUUGUUGUUGGUUUAAUUGUAUCAUAUGUGUUCAAGCUUACACAUACUAGUUGAACCCUUGCUAUCAGCUUAAAUUUCUUAGUAAUUGUCCGUUCAUUUUAACAUGAUAUGAACUAGCUAGGCUCCUCAUUAGUAACGCAAUUGCAAGCUAUUUUUUUUCUACCCUACUUCUGUUCAUAAUAUAUAUUAUGUAAAUUACAUUUUUAUAUAAGCAAUGAACUCUACUGCAUCUUUAUUUAUUUUUUAUUGAUAAAAAGAGAGCCUGUUUACUGUUCAA
This is a messenger RNA of Gossypium raimondii (Peruvian cotton), 976 nucleotides long. Its product is annotated as RING-H2 finger protein ATL78. The record is from RefSeq and is a predicted model, not a curated record. The coding region runs from base 37 to 684 and encodes 215 amino acids. The transcript has a single exon. Gene Ontology annotation, biological process: protein ubiquitination. Lineage: Eukaryota; Viridiplantae; Streptophyta; Magnoliopsida; Malvales; Malvaceae. Gene Ontology annotation, molecular function: transferase activity.